Messenger RNA from Halteromyces radiatus, 808 nucleotides. RefSeq lists its product as uncharacterized. The record is from RefSeq and is a predicted model, not a curated record. The coding region runs from base 146 to 784 and encodes 212 amino acids. Lineage: Eukaryota; Fungi; Mucoromycota; Mucoromycetes; Mucorales; Cunninghamellaceae. The transcript has a single exon.
UUUGUGUUACCCUGUUUCUAUUUUUUUUUUUUUAUUUUUUUUUAUUUAUUCUUUCUUUCUUUCUUUCUUUUUAUUAAGCAAUCCCCCAUUCCAUUCGUUUACAUAUAAUAUAAUUUAUGAUAUCUUGAUGUAUUUUUUAUUCUAAAUGGAACAACAACAACAACAUGCUUAUCAAGUAGCGGAAAAUCUCAUUCGCUCUACCACGCCACUUUCACAUCAAUCUUCUCGAGGAUCUCGGACAGAACUUGUAGGCAAACGUACAUCUUCACCUAUGACUCUUGUUUCACCAUUACCUCAUAAUGCCGUUAUAUUCCAUACUUCAAGAUCUCCUCAAGAAUCAGAUUCAAGUUUUCAUGAUUAUAUUGACCGACAAUUUCAACAGGAUGCUUCUACUUUGAUCAAUCAGGACAAGACUCAUGAUGAAUCAAUGGAUAUAGAAAAACAAACAAACGAUAAUGAUAAAACACCAAACACAUUAUGGGCAGCAAUAGAAUCGGAUUUACAUCAAGUCAAGAGUAUCAUACCCUCAGAAGAACGACGACCUUGGUGGGUAUGGGAUAAGGAGGAUGGUGUUCAUUCAAUUGGCAUGUAUUUGUUUCUCUUUGGCUUUUUGUUUCCUCCUCUCUGGUGGAUAGGUGCUUGUUGGCCAAGACAUCCUGAUCAAGGUGGUAAAAUGGCAAGACGUUGGCAACAAUUAAAUCGAUAUUUAUCUAUUGGAUUUAGUAUUAUCCUUGUUAUUGUCAUCAUCGUCGUCGCGGCUCUUUAUGGUUCACAUGUUGCAUGAUCUCUCUUUCUCUCUCUCUCUCUC